AUGGAUAUGGUUUAUAAUUUUAUUCAAGAUUAUCUUUAUCAAAAUUACACAAAUUUAUUAGAACAGAGUAAAUCAUUAAAAAACAGGAUUCGUCAAGCAGAACCAGUUCUUCAACUUGGUGAACUUGAACAUGUCAGGGAACAAGAGUUGUUAAAUGGUGUUUUCAAUGAUUUGUCAGCUGAACCAAUAGCUGCACCACUUUAUUGUUUUGUAAUUGAUGAGAAAGUGGAAGAAAUGGAUAUUAAACUUCAAGAAGUACUCAACACACCAUAUAGUCGAGCUUUAGAAGCAACUAGAAUUACUGAGUGUAGUAUUUCUAAGAAUAUUUUAAAUUUGCUUAGUGCAGAACAAUAUUAG
Messenger RNA from Entrophospora candida, 357 nucleotides. Lineage: Eukaryota; Fungi; Glomeromycota; Glomeromycetes; Entrophosporales; Entrophosporaceae. The record is from the annotation of a GenBank genome assembly.